UGAGGAUCGCCUUCGUGGGACGGUGUCCGUGAGGCGGCGGGGACCCAAAGUCCUGAGGCCGGGGAGGAAAGGUUAGAACUGACUAGGAAGCAUUCAGAAGCCAAGUCAUGGAUCCACCUGCACGCAAAGAAAAGUCCAAAGUGAAAGAACCUGUCAGCAGAGUUGAGAAGGCCAAGCAGAAGUCAGCCCAGCAGGAGCUGAAGCAAAGACAAAGAGCAGAGAUUUAUGCCCUCAACAGGGUCAUGACCGAACUGGAACAGCAGCAGUUCGAUGAGUUCUGUAAACAGAUGCAGCCUCCUGGAGAGUGAGCGGCAGAGUUCAAAGGAGACGGGACCCAGCGGCUUUGUCUGUGAGCUCCUUGCCAGUGUUAGGCUGAGAUGGCCUGUUUGGAGCCUUACAGAACUAGACAAGAAGGCAUUUAUGUUAUUCCUAAAACUGGAUAAAUCUGAACUUCCUACAUGUAACUUCUGCUUCCCUGGUUCCUCCGAUUUGAAUUGGCCCAAUGCUUGCUGAAGAGACUUGUUUUAUUCUUCUAAGACAAUAGUCUUUUUUAAAAAAACCUUUUUCUAUUGUUUGAGAACAAUCAUUGUUUCUUGUGAAACUGUAAAUCUCCAAAAAUACAAAUAAAAUACUAGUAAAAUGUG
Molecule: messenger RNA, 644 nt
Organism: Phyllostomus discolor (pale spear-nosed bat)
Lineage: Eukaryota; Metazoa; Chordata; Mammalia; Chiroptera; Phyllostomidae
Gene: SVBP
Product: small vasohibin binding protein
Exons: 3
Coding region: 108-308 (66 amino acids)
Biological process (GO): protein secretion; negative regulation of protein ubiquitination
Cellular component (GO): apical part of cell
Source: RefSeq, a predicted model, not a curated record